CACCGAUUGUAAGCAUACAUCAAGCGGAAGAGCGGCAUGUAUCGGCUGGACACGAUGCUCGUGAAAUGCAAUCACUUGGCUUGUUGACUCCGGCUGGAAAGCAUGUGUCGACAUGCUUGCCCAAGCGAGCAAUCAUGUCCUAAUCACAAGCCAUCAAGGUAGUGUCAUCAAGGUUCCUUCUUCCGUACUGUCACUCUCCCUAACCAUCUACUGCUGCACUUGUAUCUCAACCUAGCAUUGACAGCACACCGAUUGAUCAACCUACUGUCCUCCAAGAUAGAAAGCACGCCAUGGCGCAUCAGCCAAAGCAAGCAGACAGCCUCCCCGCAGAGAUCUGGCUCGAGAUCAUACCACACGUGGAAUACACACCUUCAGCACUCGCCAACCUACGCCUGACAUGUAAGCGCUUGCAUAAAAUCAUCGAACGACACGAGACCGGCCUUGUUGCGGACAUCAAGCGCGCCCAGUUGCCACAGACCAGCACAUGUCUCUUCCCAGGCUUGAGGAUUGAUUCCUACCGUGCCCUCAGCGUCGCCCACACGCGGCUCGCUACUUUAGACGAGAUUCACAAGCAUUGGCUCAAAGUCACAUGUCACAGUUGCGAGCUCGAAUGGCUCAAAGGCCGCUGGGAGCGAAUACACCGUGCCGGCCUACUUCUCCUCUACCAUCUGCAGGACCUCGAGCCAGCUCGCACGCACCAUGCGGACGGCAUGUGCGAUCACAACAUGUUCAAAGAUGGGACUUACUGUGCCAAGAUCUCGCUUCUUCAGCGCCUGCCCGCAACUAGUCUGGCGUGCUUGCUCUUCAAGCUGAUUGCGAGCAUUAAGAUCUUGCGCGUAUAUGGACCGGAGCCUGUUCAUGGUAGGUACGCUGCAGAGGACUCUGGACUUCGGAGCGAUAUCGAACUGGCGUUCGAGGAACUCUUGUUGCAGGAAGGCCCGACAAUGUUCGUGGCGCUGCUAACUGAUGGGCAUCAGAAAGGAGAUUGGGCUCUGAGACUUCUGAAUGCCGAAGUCGCUAAUAUGUUCCAUCGCCAGAGUCCGUUGCCAUCGGGACUGCCGAAGCCGUCUACGCUCAUCUCAGCGUUACGUCAGGCUUUGGCAAUACAAGCUGGCUGUGCGGUCAACGAGGUGGUGAGCAAGAUGUGGGAAAUACUGUCAAGUACUGCCUUUGAUGAUGUGCAUGAUGCGAAACUUGUUUCAAUUGUCGAGGGCAAGGAGUUGGAGAAGGGCAUGAAGAGGAUGGGGUUCUGAUCAUGAACAGGAUAUCUUUUUUCGUAAUGUACAUAU
Molecule: messenger RNA, 1289 nt
Organism: Baudoinia panamericana UAMH 10762
Lineage: Eukaryota; Fungi; Ascomycota; Dothideomycetes; Mycosphaerellales; Teratosphaeriaceae
Exons: 2
Coding region: 291-1253 (320 amino acids)
Molecular function (GO): protein binding
Source: RefSeq, a predicted model, not a curated record